Messenger RNA from Pseudogymnoascus destructans, 342 nucleotides. RefSeq lists its product as uncharacterized. The coding region runs from base 1 to 342 and encodes 113 amino acids. NCBI's taxonomy places the organism in Eukaryota, Fungi, Ascomycota, Leotiomycetes, Thelebolales, Thelebolaceae. The transcript has a single exon. The record is from RefSeq and is a predicted model, not a curated record.
AUGACAUGGCAGAUUUCAUUCGAUCAAAUCCAACGGACGAAGACCGAAGCUGCAAAUUUGCUUGCGCUCAUGAGCAUGUUUGAUAGACAGAGUAUUCCCGAGCGGCUGCUACAUGAUAACACAGACCGGUUACUGUUUCAGAAUAGUAUCGCGCCGCUGCUCCAGUUCUCGCUGAUCCGAGAGCAAUCUGAAGGCGGUGCGUUCGAGAUGCACCGACUGGUGCAGCUGUCGACCAAGAAGUGGGUAGAGUUGAACGGACAGCUAGAGAAAUGGCGGAGCGAGGCGAUCAGAGUUACAGCUGGAGAACUGGGCAUCCCGUCCGCUCUGCCAUACAUAACUUAA